This is a messenger RNA of Rhineura floridana, 2814 nucleotides long. RefSeq names its product kelch domain containing 8A (gene KLHDC8A). The transcript is spliced from 7 exons. The record is from RefSeq and is a predicted model, not a curated record. Bases 533 to 1585 code for a protein of 350 amino acids. NCBI's taxonomy places the organism in Eukaryota, Metazoa, Chordata, Lepidosauria, Squamata, Rhineuridae. Gene Ontology annotation, molecular function: protein binding.
UUUUGGCUUUUGUAAUCCAGUGCAUAGACACAUACACUCCUCUAGCUGACUAGGCAACCGAGAAAAUACAGGUCACCCCAGCAGAUGGGGAUUCUUCUGCAUAUGACUGCAUUUCAGCUCCUGUAGCAAAAAGUGAAUAUUAUGAGAGUUGGUUUGAUGCAGCUUGAUGUUCCCUUUCACCGGCUCCUUUGCCAACGUACAGUCGUCAUCUCUUUUGGGUUUACUUCCCACUUAGCCAUGUACUGCAGCCUCCAGGAAACGGAGAUCACAGAUGCAUGUCCUGUACUGAGAAGGCAGCUAAUGAGACACAGCUGGAGAUCAACUUCUCUUGCCCCUUAAAGUGGUUCAUUUGUCCUGAAUGGAUUUGUGCAACACAUUCUUCCAAAAUUUCCAGUUCAAUUAAGGUUAAGAAUAGCAUGAAAUGAUAACUGCAAAGAAGAAAAAAAUUAGGGAGACAGAAUCAAGAAUGAAGGCACAGAAUCAGAACAAGACAUAAGCGGACUACCUUAGCUGAUGUUGUCUUGUCCACAAGAUGGAAGUGCCAAGUAUCAAGGACUUUCAGUGGAAAACUCUAGCACCUCUGCCCAGCCCAAGGGUCUAUUGCUCCCUAGUGGAGGCUGGUGGGCAGGUCUUUGCCAUCGGGGGUUGUGAUGACAAUGGCAUUCCAAUGGAUUGUUUUGAGGUGUACUCCCCUGAGGCCAACCAAUGGAAUUCUCUCCCUCCAAUGCCUACAGCCAGGGCAGGGGUAGCUGUAGCUACACUGGGCAAGAGAAUAAUGGUGAUUGGAGGUGUUGGAGCCAACCAGACGCCUUUGAAGAUCGUGGAGAUGUACAACAUAGAUGAGGGCAAGUGGAAGAAAAGAAACUCCUUGAGGGAAGCCUCGAUGGGGAUCUCUGUAACGGUGAAAGACUACAGAAUCUAUGCAGCAGGUGGAAUGGGAGGGGACCUUCGCCCUCACAAUUAUAUGCAGCAUUAUGACAUGCUAAAGGACAUUUGGGUGUCGCUGGCAACCAUGCCCACACCCAGGUAUGCUGCCACCUCCUUCCUGCGGGGCGCAAAGAUCUAUGUGCUGGGCGGAAGGCAAUCCAAAUAUGCUGUGAAUGCCUUUGAAGUCUUUGACACUGAGACCAGAUCAUGGACCAAAUUUCCCAACAUCCCCAGCAAAAGGGCUUUUUCCAGCUUUGUGUGCGCAGAGAACAACAUCUUCAGCCUUGGGGGGUUGCGGCAGGGCAGGUUGUACCGUCAGCCCAAGUUUAUGAAGAAUGUGGAUGUGUUUGACAUUGAGCAAGGGGGCUGGAUGAAGAUUGAGCGUUCAUUCUUUCUGAAGAAACGGCGGGCAGACUUCAUAGCUGGCUACUUGAAAGGAAGAAUCGUCAUAGCUGGAGGACUAGGAAACCAACCAACCGUUCUGGAAUCAGCAGAGGCCUUUCAUCCUGGAAAGAAUAAAUGGGAGACCCUGCCACCUAUGCCCACCCCACGAUGUGCCUGCUCUAACAUUGUGGUAAAAAACUGCCUAUUGGCUGUAGGUGGAGUGAAUCAGGGCCUGAGUGACGCAGUAGAAGCACUGUGUGUCUCUGAUUCCUAGUUGUCUUGUCUCCAGACAGCACAGCAAGCAACUGAGGAAGUGAUAGCUCUGCAGUUUUGAGUGGUGGGCCAGGCCUACUCAACAAAGGAAGAGUUGACAACUUUCCUAAACCAUCCCUCUCACUCUGCUGCUUUCCUGUAACUCCCUUUGCUGGGUGUCUCACAGAAGGAGGUUUUGUGCUUCAUACAGCUCCACACAUGGCUAGCAGAAGCUCUCCCUUGUGACAAUGUCAUCUUUGCAACUGUUGUGGAGCUCCACCGCCGGUCAACUCUGAAUGGCCAAGGAACAUGCUACCUUUGCCAUAAAGGUGGUAUGUUUCAGUCAAGAAUUAGGAACUGCACUUGUUUUGCCUUCCUCUGAAGUAUUGUGUUCUAGAUACAGUUGUUGAAUUAAUCAUACAAGCCUCCACUGGCUUCUUCAAAGUGUUAUUCACAGGUUAACAAUGGAAACAAAGGAAGAACUGAAUCCCAUAGAGCUUCUAUGUCCUGGUGCUCUUUAAAAUGAACCCAUUAGAUUUCCAGGUGUUCAGGGUUCAAAACAUCUUGAAUGAAUUUCCAGGGUGCUUUCUAAUCACGCAGCUAGAUGGAUGGUGAACCACCCCUAUCUAGAGCAACCAAUUUGAUACCUUGAUUGACAGUUCCUGCAAUUAAAGUUACACAUUGCUUCUUCCUGAGGACUGAAAGCUACAAGGCAAUAGUCAAGAAAUUAGUUUAUGUACAGGGAUGCCUCUGCACCAUGGACCAAAAUUAUAGUACCUGCAAUGCACACUCUCACACAUGAACACACACACUUUUCAGGUUGUUCUUAUGCAGUGUUUUGGUCCAGUUCAUUAUACACAAAGGGCCAAUCAGAAAACCUGGAUUGAGCUCAUUAUAGCCAGGGUUUGUAGAGCAGGAAUAUUAUGAAUUCUGCUCAUAACUGCUUUCCCCUGAAGCCCAUGGCAACAACAAAGCUUGGGUACCUGUUAUUUUUAUUGUAUUUCAUAUAUUUUCUUCAUUACUUUGGCACAGAAGUUGAAAUUGUCAGUGUCAUCUGAAUUAUGUAUGAUGGAUCAAUUGUAGCAAUCCUGCUUAGUUAUUUGUAAUUAGCACAAUUAAACUCUAUAUUAAUAUAGUAACUUGAGCACUUUUUAUAUACCAUUAAGGCCAAGACAAAUGUACACCCAAAAGAAGCUGAAAAGGCUAUGGAUGUGCUUUGAGUUUAUUUAUUAUAUAUUUAUUUAUUUAACU